Zingiber officinale is the source of this 2609-nucleotide messenger RNA. Its product is annotated as receptor-like cytosolic serine/threonine-protein kinase RBK1. The record is from RefSeq and is a predicted model, not a curated record. Bases 443 to 2437 code for a protein of 664 amino acids. Gene Ontology annotation, biological process: protein phosphorylation. Lineage: Eukaryota; Viridiplantae; Streptophyta; Magnoliopsida; Zingiberales; Zingiberaceae. Gene Ontology annotation, molecular function: protein kinase activity; ATP binding. The transcript is spliced from 11 exons.
UUAGAGGUUGGUGAUCCUCCUCGACGAGUCCCAUCCUAAACUUAUCGCUAAUCAACUUUCUUUCGGUUGUUCUCUAAUGCCUUCUUCUUCUUCUUCUUCUUCUAUUUACGAAAAUUGAAAUCCAACUUCCAUCGUCGUCAUCAAGCCACCGGCUCUGUGGCUGCUCCUGCUUUCUUUAUUCAGAGGAAUUGGAGUGGUUGGGGAGCUGCACCUGCACCUCAGUGACGGCAGAGCAGAUCCAUUCAACGCCUUCCUCGGAAUGCGACAAAAGAAGCGAUCCUUUCCCUAUCUCCUCCUUUUCUUCAAUCACUGGUUCCAUGCCCAUCCAUGUGUGCUCGGUUAGAUCGACUCUUGCAGCGUAGAGGAACGCAUUGAUAAUGAUUUUGAGUGGCGACUUCUCUUCAAUUUGAUUCAUUCUUCAAGGGGACAAUAUAGUAUCUCCAUGGCUAUGUUGGUGAGAGGAGAGGCAAGGUGUGUGAUGGUGGGUCUGCAGAUGGAUACCAAUGGCAAGGAAUUACUUGAGUGGGCAAUCAACAGAGUUACCAAACAAGGCGACAGCAUUGUCGCAGUGAAUGUCUGCAGAGAUUCCGGUCUGAAAAACACCAUCACCACUCUGUCCCUAGUAGCCAUGCUACGAGACUUUCUGGUAGCAUAUGAAGGCGCCUGCAAUCUUAAGAAAGUUUCCCUUGUUGGUCGGGUUGUUCGGGGUAAGUCGAUUCAGAAAGUCCUAGUGAAUGAGGCCAAACUUUGUGCUGCCACGGACAUAGUCGUCGGAGCAAACACGCAUAUCUCAAUGGGGGGCUCUGCCUUAGUUGCUAAGUACUGUGCCAAGAAGCUACCUCCUGCCAUUUCCGUAAUAACAGUUCAAGAUGGACAAGUCAUCUUUGAAAAGAAAGCCACUCUCGAAAAAACAUCUGCAAGAGGACCAAAACCCCGACGUCUUCGAAAUAUUCUAUAUAAAGGUCUUAGUAUGCAGCAGAGCAUAGCCAUACCCACACCGAAUGCUGAAAAAGAGGCUGUUAAAGAAUCUCGGAAACCAUUGAAUUAUGAUUUCAAAAAUGAUGAAGAUGAUGAGGCAAUCUCAAAUGCCAAAAAUCAUGUCCGUGAGGAAAUAAGAGCAGAUACUCAAACUUCCAUCACUGUGUUCGUCAGACAGUUGCCACAGCCUGUGAUAGGUUGGCCUCUACUGCGAAAAGCAGUGCAAGAAAACAUUGCUGAGGAGAAGGCCGAUGGUGCUCGAAGAUUGUCAGUCGUUCAAUGGGCCAUGGCUUUACCUGAUAGGAAUUUCUCAUCAGUCCAGCCACUGUUUCAGCUUACCAAGGAAUUGAUGACAAUCCUCGACAAGAAUAACUCAAGCUGCAAAUGGUUUCAUUACGAGGAACUCCUGAGUUCAACUAAUCAGUUCUCUUCAGAAAAUUUGAUAGGCAAAGGAGGAACUGGCCUAGUAUACAGAGGCAAGCUUGGGAGUGGGAAAGAGGUUGCUAUAAAGUUAUUACAACUGUCUACAGAAUCAUCAAGGGAUUUCCUUCAGGAGGUUGAUAUAGUUACUAAGCUAGAUCACCAACAUGUAGUCUCAUUAUUAGGCAUUUGCGUACAGAAGAACAAUCUUAUUUCCAUAUUCAAGUAUUUUGUUAAUGGAAGUUUAGAGGAAAUUUUAUGUGGAAAAAAUGUCGAACGACCACUACCUUGGGACACAAGAACCAAAGUGGCAAUGGGGAUUGCGGAGGCUCUCAACUAUCUUCAUCAUGGUCCUCAAACAGUAAUCCACAGAGAUGUGAAAUCUUCGAACAUUCUUCUUGAUGACAAAUUUGAACCUCAGUUAUCUGAUUUUGGCUUAGCUAUUUGGGCUCAUAAAACAUCAAAGUACCUUGCACAAAAUGACAUCGUUGGAACUUUCGGAUACCUUGCACCUGAGUACUUCAUGUAUGGAAAAGCAAGCCAUAAGAUUGAUGUCUAUGCUUUUGGCGUUGUUCUACUGGAAUUAAUAACAGGAAGAAUGGCCAUCAAUGACAACAAUCCUAAAGGUCAAGAAAGUUUGGUGAUGUGGGCGACACAAGUUAUUGAGAAUGGAAAUUUGAUGGAUCUACUGGAUCCCAAACUUGACACCAACUAUGAUAAAGACCAGAUGAGAAGAAUGAUCUUAGCUGCAUCUCUUUGCAUAACAAGGAUACCUCUAUUACGACCUGCAAUCGACAAGAUAUGCAGCCUUUUACAAGGAGAAGAUGACAUUGAGAAAUGGAUAUGCAACCAGAAAGAUUCAAUGUCAGAUAUGGUAGAUUGGCUUGAUGAAGAAAUCUAUCCACCUUGUAGUAUUGGAUCACUUGCAUUGAUCAACAUGGACCACAAUGCAUCAGUGAUAGGCUGUGAACAACAUCAGUUUGGUUCCUGGCAGGAAUAUCUCCGAGGUCGAUGGAGUCGUUCUUCUAGUUUUAAUUAGCUCUUCGCCGACUUUACAAAGAAUAGUCAUAACUAACCUAUCCCUUUCUUUUUCUUCCUUGUACAUAAUAAAGCUAGAUUUAGAGUUAGUAUGGCUUGCUGACCAAAAAGAGGAGUCAUACUACUAUGAGAUAGAAAAUAAGAGAAGCAUGAGCAAGGCAAACAUUUAAUUA